CUAGCACCACCGCCGGCUGGUUUGCCUCCAAAUAGUAGUAGUAAUUACAAUAACAACAGUGGCAGUGGCAAGAGAUCAAAGAACAGUUUGGUUGCUCGAAAAAACAACCCUAUUUCGUCAACUACACCGCAAACUUCAAGGGUGGGGCCGGGUAGGCCACGAACAAGAAAUACUCAGCGACCAUCUCCGUCUUCAUCGACAUCUUCAUCACCAUCGGCAUCACCAGCAUCAUCAUCAUCAACAUUAGCGUCAAACAUACUUGGGGCUAAUCAGUUCUUCAACAAAGGACUUUUAGGACAUUACCAAGCAUUGGCUAACAGAGGUUAUACGCGCAGCUCCUACCCCUACUUGGCAUCUUCUAGCAGGUACAAUUUGAAGAAGCUCAUGCCUGCCAUCUUGUAUAGGUAGGGGAUUAAGAUCAAAGGGAGUAUAAGAGAUUUCAGAAGAGGAAGCAAGAGGAGUAAGAGAAGAGGAUUGCAAAAAGGAAUAACUUUCCAUUUGAAGUUCUUUUCCAUACCCCAGAUUUUAUUAUUUCCAUGUUUAGUGACUUAAAAACUUGGUUGUAUUGUUGCGAACUUCCUUUUAUUGGUAAUAUUCUGUCUUGGGUCACAACAGAAUGUCUAUAAUUGUAUGAAUGUCAGUAGCAUGCUCCACUUUUG
This is a messenger RNA of Cuscuta epithymum, 659 nucleotides long. NCBI's taxonomy places the organism in Eukaryota, Viridiplantae, Streptophyta, Magnoliopsida, Solanales, Convolvulaceae. The record is from the annotation of a GenBank genome assembly.